GGCCAUGAACGAUGCGUUCCGCAAAGCAAUCGGGCACUUCGUUCUGGUUUACCUUGACGACAUCUUGGUUUAUUCCAAGACUGAAGAGGAGCACACUCAACACCUAAAAUGGGUGUUAGGAAAGUUGCGAGAACACAAGUUCUAUGCUCGUUUAUGGAAAUGCCAUUUCUACAAACGCGAUCUGGAAUACCUCGGUCAUCUUGUCGGGAAUGACGGACUUAAAGUCGACCCCAAGAAGGUGGUGGCUGUUCAGAAUUGGCCCGUCCCACAAGACGUGGGCCAAAUCAGGUCCUUCCUAGGCCUGGCCAAUUAUUUCCGCCGGUUCUUGGAAAAUUACUCAACUGUCGUUGCCCCUCUGACAGCACUCACCCGAAAGGGUAGUGCAUGGGAGGAAGUGCAUAGCACCAAGUACGGGGGACACCUGGGUAUCAAGAAAACCCGGUGGGCCUUAAGUGACGAGUACUGGUGGCCUGGAUUGGGGACUGAGGUCCAACAAUCCGUGUCGCGUUGUGAUGCAUGCGCACGCAACAAGUCAGACACGAAAAAGCCUGGUGGUUUGCUUCAACCACUGGAGAUUCCAGACGAACCCUGGGAGAGUGUCUCACUGGAUUUCAUCACAGACCUCCCAAAAAUACGAGACGGUCAUACUGCGAUCUUGGUCUUUGUGGAUCGACUGACCAACAUGGUGCACUUCGUUGCUACUACAACAGACGUAUCUGCGGAAAGAUACGCCAAGUUGUUUGUAGAACACGUGUUCCGCUUACACGGGUUACCGCGUGUGCUGGUGUCCGAUCGAGAUCCGCGCUUUACAAGCCGGUUCUGGCACAAAGUUACACGGACACUCGGAACGAAGCUAAAGAUGUCGUCAGCCUUCCAUCCCCAAACGGAUGGGCAGACAGAGCGGACAAAUCGUACUCUUGAGCAAAUGCUUCUUUCAUUCAUUGGCCCAACUCAGAAUGAUUGGGACGACUUGUUACCUGUGGUUGAGUUCGCAGUGAACAAUUCCGUCCAUGAAGGUACCCAUGAAAAACCCUUCAUUCUGAACUGUGGUCGGCAUCCCACGACACCUGCUACGCAUGGGAUAGGCGGACAUGAACAAUUCCCUGCCGCGAAAGACUUUGUGGGCAAGCAGCAAGAAGCGCUCAAGUCUGCUCGCCACUGGCUGCAGCUGUCUCAGCAGCGACAAAAGUCUUAUGCCGACAUGAAACGCCGGGAAGUCUCUUUUGAGGUUGGAGACAAGGUAUUAUUGAGCACAAAGAACAUUCGUCUCAAAAUCCCUGGGGCACGAAAGCUGUUCCCUCGAUGGAUUGGGCGUUCGAGGUGAUCCAGCGCGUUGGUGUGGUA
Molecule: messenger RNA, 1344 nt
Organism: Closterium sp. NIES-67
Lineage: Eukaryota; Viridiplantae; Streptophyta; Zygnematophyceae; Desmidiales; Closteriaceae
Source: the annotation of a GenBank genome assembly